Talaromyces proteolyticus is the source of this 1281-nucleotide messenger RNA. RefSeq lists its product as uncharacterized. The record is from RefSeq and is a predicted model, not a curated record. The coding region runs from base 302 to 1153 and encodes 283 amino acids. Lineage: Eukaryota; Fungi; Ascomycota; Eurotiomycetes; Eurotiales; Trichocomaceae. The transcript has 2 exons.
CUUGAUCGAUAAUCAUCAAUAUAUUAUAAGAAUACCUUUUUCUGCUCUUUGAAAGGGCUAUUCAGAUACCGAGUUCAGGAUCGAUCGUAUUUGAUUCUGGAAAUUCGCUACUCGUAAUUUCGACAACCCGACAAUUAAUAAUGAACUAGAAAGGCUCUAGACGUCUCUUAUUUAGUUUGUUUGCAUCGAAGAUUUCUAUUAGACGAUUUUAGAUUUGCUGGGGCUAUCAUCAGUUGACAUCGACACCAUCAUCCCUACACCGGAUACAUUGAAUACAUGCAUAUCGACCAUCAACACAACAAUGUCAACAUCUUCAACAACUGAAAAUCUCUUCGCCAAGUAUACUCGCCUCUCCCCAUCCAUCUAUCUCGUCCCACCACGCACCCCAUCAGGACCAGCCCCACCAUCUACCAUAAUCCUGGCCUUCUGGUACCACGCUCCUCCACGAGCCCUAAUCAAAUUCGUCGUGCAAUAUGCCCAACUAGCACCCUCCUCCAACAUCCUCUUCCUCCUCAGCGGCCCCAAGGACUUCUACCUCUACCAUACCCUCACAUCGCACCGACGGCGGCUGAACCCUGCCAUUGAGGUGCUCUGCCAGAACAAAGAAGAGCCGGUAUUUAUACACGUCUUUUCGAAUGGCGGUAUGUUCACCAUCUCCCAUUUAUUACUCGCGUAUCGACAUGCUACAGGAAGCCCAUUGCAGGUGUCUUCCAUGCUCGUGGAUAGUGCACCGGGCAUACCUACGCCAUCGAAGACGAUUAGAUCACUGGCGUAUGCGCUUCCACAGACGCUUGUUGUGAAACAGAUUGGAUGGGGCUUGUUGUCUGUUUUUGUGUGGGCUGGUUGGGUGCUUAGGAAGUUGAUUCUCAAGAAAGAUGACCCGUUUGCGUUCACACGGAGAAUCACGCUUGACAGUGACUUUAUUGUGCCUAGAGAAGGGAGCAAGAAGGGGGUUAGGUCGGGUUAUUUGUACUCGGAUGCGGAUGAUUUGAUUCCGUGUCAAGAUGUCGAGGAGCAUGCUGCCGCGGCCGCGGAGAAGGGGAGGGAGGUUGAGUUGGUCAAGUUCAAGGGUACGCCGCAUGUUGGACAUAUGAGAGGAGACCCGGAGAGGUACUGGACUGUUGUCGAAAGGUACAUGAAUUUGGUGGAUUGAGUGUUGUUUAUCACGUAUAUGCAUUUAUAGAAGUCUGGACAGUAUCAUUUUAUAUCCUGAUUGAAGUAACAUUAAACCCAUUGUGUACCUAUUUUCCAAUAGACCUACAAUUUAAUAUAUCAUUGACA